Messenger RNA from Rotaria sp. Silwood2, 3822 nucleotides. NCBI's taxonomy places the organism in Eukaryota, Metazoa, Rotifera, Eurotatoria, Philodinida, Philodinidae. The record is from the annotation of a GenBank genome assembly.
AUGGCUACCCGAUUCAACAAUGAGAAUAGUCGUACGUCGUUCCCAAUGUAUUUUGGUCGGCAAACGAAAUUCGGUGAUGCUGCUUCUACACCAUUGAAAAUGAUAAAAUUGUACGUCGAACAACAAGUGAAUGCAAUAUUUCCGUUGAUGCAUCAAGUGGCAACAACAAUGACAUUUCGAAAUGAUCACAAUCAAGUAUUAGAAGGAGCUUUGGAAUUUACUCUACCUGAAACAGCAACCAUAUGUGGAUUCGGUCUUGAUGUUGACGGUGUCAUUGUUGAUGGUGUUGUCGUUGAAAAACAAAAAGCGCGUAUUACAUUUGAAAAAGAAGUUCGAAAAGGUGUUGAUCCUGGUCUAGUCGAAAUCGUUCAAGGAAAUGUAUUUCGUACAAGAGUCUAUCCAAUGCCAGCAGGAGGCACACGAACCGUACGUGUCAUUUAUCAAGAUCAAGCACAAAUCGAAAAUGAUCGUUUUUUAUUCAAUAUUCCAGUUUACUUUAAUACUACUCUCGAAAAAUUGGAUAUUUCAUUGAUUUGUCUCCACUCACCAAAUGAUUGUCAACCAGAAUUUAUUUCUAAUGUUCAAUUUCAACAAUCUUUUGUGAAUUCAAAUGGAAAAUACUGUUCGGAAAUUCAUCAAGUCAAUGUAGAACCAAUGCAAGAUGAUCAGUCUAUCACGUAUAUGAUUAAAAAUCUAACAUCUGAACGACCUAUUCCAAGUGUAGAAAUCGAUCCCGAUGAUCGUAGUCAAGCGUAUUUUGCUCUAUGUUAUAUUCCACCAAUACCAAAAUCUAAUAAUAUGGUACUCAAUAGUCGAAAGACAAUGUGGAUUUGUAUAGUUUGGGAUGCAAGUUUAAGUCGAGUUAAUGUUGAAAAUCGCAAUCAUGAAAUUAAUAUACUCAAGAUGAUAUUAAACACUUGGCUAUUGAAUGGUGCUGAUAUUAAAUUAACUGUGGUUGUUUUUCGAAAUGUACUUGAAGAACCAUGUUCGUUCAAUGUCGAAGAACAAGAUUAUUGGUGGAAACUUAAUCAGUUUUUAACAAAUCUUUCAUAUGAUGGUGCAACAAAUCUAUUUCAAUUGACUACGCUUUCUAGUACUGUUCCAAAUGCAACGCAUUAUUUUUUAUUUAGCGAUUGUCUUUCGACAAUGGGCAAUGAUAAAUUAGAAUUAUUAAAUAAUUUAACAGCAAAGCCAAUAUGGAUAUUUAAUGCUAAUUUUGCACAUGAACCAACAAAUUUUUCAUUGAUUAAUUAUUUAAUAAAUCUCAGUGGUGGUGGCUAUAUUUCUCGUGAGAAAAUCAAUGCUAGAAAUAGUGCUAAGGAUAUCGUUCAAUGGAUUGAUAGACCACAAACAAGAUAUCUUAAUAUGGAUGUGAUCAAUAAUGCCAAUAUUCAUGAUAUUUAUCCAAGUCAUUCAAUUACAUUAACACCAAAUACAGAACGAUUUAUCCUCGUCGGGAAAAUGUCAUCAUCACAUUCAGCUAAUAUUGCUGUUAAUUUUGUCAUUUCGGAUCAACUUCAUCGGAAAGAAUUCAUGAUAGAUAAAGCAGAUUCAACAACUGAAAACUAUGGAUUAUUAAGAAGAUUAUACGCUAAACAAAUGUUAAUUGAAUUAACUGCAUUUCCAGAAAAAAACAAAAAGCGUAUCUUAGAUAUUGGCUUGAAAUAUUCAAUUGUCAAUGAUUUUACAUCUAUACUCGUCUUAGAAACAUUACAACAACACAUUGAACAUAAUAUAUGUCCACAUCAAUCACGUACAAAAUUAUAUAACGAUUAUAUGGCCUAUCAGUAUAAUAAAAAACAAGAAGAAACUACAAUAAAUCAAGUAAAACUAGCAGCUGUUUUGAAUUUAUGGCAAACCCGUUGCACAUGGUAUGAUACAAUAAUAAGUGACAAACAACGUAAAAAUGCAUUCAAAAAGAAAACUUCUAAUCAAUAUGGUAUGUUCUUCUCUGAUCGAACACGGAGACGUUCACGAUCAGGUUCUCCUGUUACAACGAGAUCUUAUUGCAGAGAACGUGAAACAGAGUUCUAUCGUAGCAGACGAGAACGUUCUCAAUCACGUUCUUCUGUUACCAGAUCUUCUCGAGCAAGACGACUGGAAACGGAUUUCACAAUGGAAGAUGCAUCUUUCGAAUCCAUGGAGCAUGAAAGAUUUGCAGAGAAUGCGCCAUCCUUUUUCUCAUAUAGCCAUCGAGUAGAACUAAAUCACAGCAACGAUGACGAUGAAUGUGAAGAAGUACAUGAAUUAUCUAAUGCUUCCCGUCGUGAGCUAAUAUUGAUGACAAACCAACUUCCAUCCAUUGAUAAAAAUACUUUCUUUACUCCUACUAAUACUGAUAGUAGUAAUCAAACAAUUACUGUUCAAAACUGGGAUCCACAAACUCCAUACAUGGACAAACUUAAAUCAAGUACUAACUUACAAGCAGCUUACCAAAUUUAUUUAGAUGCACGUCCAUCAUAUUCAAAAUCUCCAUCAUUUUAUUUUGACAUAGCAUCCUAUUUUUUCUCACAAGCUCGUUCUUCAAAUUCAAAAUUAUCAUCGAUUGAUACAUUUAAUCAACAUCAUUCAUUGUCAAAUUUCGAUGUUCAACCAAGUUCAAAUGAAAUCAAUAUUAGUAGUUUUAAUACAAAUGAAUAUGAAUAUAUUGGUUUACGUAUUCUAACAAGUGUAUUAGAAUUAGAAUUGGAAUCACCACAAUUGUUACGAACUGUUGCUUAUAAACUUGUUGAACUUGGUCUUUUCAAUUUAGCUGAGAAUAUUUUUCGGCACAUUAUUAAUUUAAGAUCGGAUGAGCCACAAUCAUUUCGAGAUUUAGCAUUAUUAUUGCAAGAAUCAAAUGUUGAAAAUAAGAAUAUUAUAGAAAUAUCAGAUCUAUUUAAGAAAGUUAUAUUUGGUGAAUGGGACACGCGUUAUGCUGAAAUUGAAGUUACAACAUUACACGAAUUCAAUUGCUUUCUAUUUAAAUUCCAUCAACAACAAAUAUAUAAUUCGUUUGAUAAUCGUCUCAUUCGGCAUUUACCUGUUGAUUUAAGAAUUGUUAUGGUUUGGGACACAAAUGAUACAGAUGUUGAUUUACAUGUCAUUGAACCGACCGGUGAAGAAUGCUAUUAUUCUCAUAAAAAUACAGCGAUUGGUGGUAUGAUAAGUCGUGAUUUUACAAGUGGCUAUGGACCAGAAGAGUAUCUGAUUCGAAAGGCGGUCAAAGGUACAUAUAGAGUUCGAGCAAAAUAUUUUGCUAAUCAUCAACAAAGUCUUACUGGUGCAACGACAAUAAUGGUACAUAUUUAUAAAUAUUAUGGCCAAUCAUAUCAGCAAAAAGAAAUUGUUACACUACGAUUGAGUAGUAAUCAAGAAAUGAUCGAUGUAUGCGAAGUGGACUUUGAUGAUGAUAUCAAAUUAAAAUCAGAAAACAAGCAAAUACAUGAUCAACAUUCAAAUAAAAAUAUUCAUAUAAAUAUUAUUUGUGAUGGAUGUGAAAUGUCACCAAUAAAAGGAGAUCGUUAUAAAUGUUUAUUUUGUCCAGAUAUUGAUUUUUGUCAAUCAUGUCAACCUGCUAAUAGAACCAAUUAUGAUUCGAAUCAUGAAUACAAUCAUCCAUUAUUAUGCAUCAAAGAUUCAGAUGUAUAUGCAAAAUCAUUAUACCUACAUAAUCGUAGUGAUAUCAGUCAUAAGAAUAUUGAAUGCAAUUCAUGUUUCAUGAAACCGAUUAUAGGUAUACGUUACAAAUGCGCUUGCGGAAUAAAUUUAUGUGAAAAAUGUGAAUUUAUUGGUUUACAUGAUACAGAUCAUCAUCGGACAAAAAUAGCUAAACCACAAUGA